This is a messenger RNA of Acanthopagrus latus (yellowfin seabream), 4733 nucleotides long. Its product is annotated as disabled homolog 1-like. The record is from RefSeq and is a predicted model, not a curated record. NCBI's taxonomy places the organism in Eukaryota, Metazoa, Chordata, Actinopteri, Spariformes, Sparidae. The transcript has 18 exons. Gene Ontology annotation, biological process: lateral motor column neuron migration; ventral spinal cord development. The coding region runs from base 1240 to 2991 and encodes 583 amino acids.
GCUCCCGCUCCCGCUCCCGUUCCCGCUCCCGCUCCCGCUCCUGCUCCUGUCUCCCCAUGGUACCAUCUGUGUCAUGUGAUAUUACCUGCGGCCGUGGUCCACAGUAUAUUGGCUGCGCGGAGGACAAAAAUACACUGCAGAUGUGAGCGCCGAUCAAACCCAAUGUCUCGAAAAAAGGUCAACCUCCUGGAACGCCACAACAUCCACGUAGAAAAGAAAACCCCGGCGGAGAUGCUGCACUGCAUCCCAACGGAUUAGUGAUGGGGCUACCACCACCAGGGAGAGGAGAGGAGAGGAGAAGAAGAGGAGAAGGAGAGGAGAAACGAAGGUCAAAGAGAAAUGAUGUGGUGGAGGAAAGGUGUGGAUAGAAAGAGGCUGUCCAUCUGUGGUGGGAACACCGGAGAGCCAGAGCAGGGGUCUGAAAUGGAGCAGUCCUGACAGGCAGAUGGCUCAGCUCCUCCGUGCCAGGACUGUGCCCAGCUCCCUCCACCCCCGCAACUCACCCCCUCUUGGCACAGCCCAUCUGUGGACUGGCCUUGAGGGGAAUGAAUGUGGCCCACCUGGACUGACUGAGGGCCCCCGCUACAGUGUCCAUUUUGUUCUGAGUCAGAGGUCCGUCAGAGCCUAAAACACGCACUUAGCAAAGGAGAAAUCGCCCACACUCGUCCAAGGAGCUGCCCCUCUAAAGUGCUCGGAGCAAGAGACUGUGAUGGGCUGUCGGACUGCGUCUGAAGUACUCUACCAAAGAAUAAUAUCCACUCCUGACCUACUCUGAAGAACAAUAUUUCAUCCAAUCAAUGGUGCGGUCUCCCCUGGGGGGAAUUACUCCUGAGUAAUAGGUGGGCCCUCAGAAAAGAGCACCGGCGGACCAUGUGAUACUUGACCUUCACGAAGAGAACUCAGGCGCACUCCAGGAGAUGUCAAAUCUGAUCUGAAGCGGCUCUCGAGAGGAUCGCCCAGCCCGUAAUUCAAUCAUCUUUUCAUGUGUUGUUUAGCAAUACUCGAACACCAUGGGCCAACAGUGACGGAGGGCAGGUGCCAAUGCUGGAUCUUCAUUAUUUGAGGAGUACCAGACAUCUCACCAUGGAUUUGAGCGCGAUUUCCUCCACCAAAGAGCGAGUGUGAGAAAGACUGGAGCCGGGGGAACUGGACACUGGGAGUCAGUUGGAGGAUUAGCUAGUGUGCUGCUAACCCAUGGUGGAUCUGCUGUGAGCAGAACAAGGGACUCAGCAGUGGAGGAUGUCAGCGGAGGCCGAGCUCCAGCCGGGUGUCAAAACCAGCCAGCGAAAGGAGUCCAGGAGGAUCAAAGGUCAGGACCGCAGCGAGGCGGGGCUUAUUAAGCGUUUCCGCGGAGAUGGCGUGCGCUACAAGGCCAAGCUGAUCGGGAUUGAUGAGGUGACAGCGGCGCGCGGGGACAAGCUGUGCCAGGACUCCAUGAUGAAGCUGAAGGGAAUGGCUUCCUCGGCACGUUCCAAAGGGGAGCACAAGCAGCGAGUCUUCUUGACGGUCUCGUUCGGCGGGAUCAAGAUUUACUGCGAAAGAUCAGGGGUGCUCCUACAUCACCACUCAGUCCACGAGAUCAGCUACAUCGCCAAGGACACCAGGGACCACCGGGCCUUCGGCUAUGUCUGCGGGAAGGAGGGCCACCACAGGUUUGUGGCCAUCAAGACUGCGCAGUCAGCGGAGCCCCUCAUCAUCGACCUGCGCGACCUCUUCACGCUCAUCUACGACAUUAAACAGCGGGAGGAGAUGGAGAAGAAGGCCCAGAAGGACAAACAGUGCGAGCAGGCGGUCUACCAGACCAUCCUGGAGGACGAAGUGGACGACCCAGUGUACCAGUACAUAGUGUUUGAGGCUGGACACGAACCCCUCCGUGGCCCCCAGUCAGAGGAGAGCGUUUAUCAGGUCCCAACCAGUCAGCAGAAGGAAGGGAUCUAUGAUGUCCCAAAACGCCAUUUCAUGACUAAUAUCAACCACUUCGAUCUUUUCGGCGACAUGUCCACUCCUCCCUCGAUGCCCCCAUCACCUGCCAACACGCUGGACCCGAGCAGGAGCAGCCGCCAGCAGCAACACAAUCCUGCUGAGAUGUACGCCCCCUUCAGCCCCACCUCCGUGCCGUCAGGUUAUAUGACCAUGGGUCCAGUGCAGGCGGCCCAGUGGGCGCAGCAGCCGUUUUCGGCCCAGGCUCAGACUCUGGCCUUCCCCGUGCAGGGGCCCCUCCAGGUGGCUCAGGUCCUCCCCGGUGGUCAGCCGGUCAUCUGGAGCGGGGCCAACAUUUUCCCUGCCACUCAACAGCAAUGGGCGGCCAUGGCGGCCUACAUGCCAGCCCAGACCGUUGGCGUGGGGGGGCACGCCAUACCAGCUGCCAUGCUCCAAGGCCUGGUACCCAUUACCACCAUGUGCCCCCAAGCCUGCGACCUAUCAGCCCCCUCCUCCGCCAUCACCAGCCCCCAGCACACGGCUGACCCCGCCCUGCUGCAGAGGCAGCUGAGCCUGGGGAAGGACGGCCUCGGCAUGGACUCGGAUGCAGGCGAAGGCCCGUCUACGUCAGGAGUGGGAGCAGCAGGUGUGGGGCACGGCGUGGCGUCGGCAGCGGUGAGCAGGUGUGGGACCCCAGGCCUCAUGAGUGUACCGGACACUCUGGUCUGCAGUCAGCUGCUGCCGCCUUCAGCUGCUGCCACCCAGGAAGAGGAAGGGAGCUGUAGUGACCUUGAUCUCUCUAGGAUGACCUUGAGCCCAGGAACAUCCACAUCACCGUCGACUGAAUCUCCAUCCACUCCAGCCCCUCAGCAGAGCUCGUCUUCAGACUGCCCCCCCUCCCAGGCCAGUGACCCCCCUACAGAUCACUCGCCCGUAGACCCCGAGGGCAGCUCCGGCAACGCCAGGGAGGAGGAACAAUCGGGCUCUGCUGUUGCAAGGUCGAUCUCCCCGGUGUCCAGUGAAGCUCCUGAUCCCCCACAGGAUCAGACCUGUCCACAGGAAGACAGCUAGAGAACAACAGACACCGAGGGGGGAUGGAAGCUCUCAAGGCCAAGACAGACGCUCAUGAGAAAAGAGAAGGGGAGAGAGAGAGAGAUGAGAGACUGUGAUCAGCAUCGUCGCCUCUCGCAGCUGGAUUACACACACUCGUGCUGUUUUGUCAACCUUGAAAGGAUAUUUUGGCAGUUCUGUACCGAGCCGGAUCUGUUUUCCUCCAGAGGCCACCUGUAACUGUACUGUACUCCUGAGUAUGACAGCCAGACUUUGGCACUAUCGUCCAAUCAGAUAACAUUCAACCAGGAAGUGACCUUUUGAUCUUUGAGCGAAUCCUGCAAACAGGAUGAGUUUGUGUCUGUGAGGAGACGUUACGAGGCCAACGCAAAUUAUUUUUUUUUUUUUCCGAGAGGAGCAGCGACCGGCUGCACGUGGUCGACCUUCGGUUCGUCGACGGCCACCAGCAAGAGACUGCGCACAGCAGAUGGAUUUGCCAAAUGUUCUCAUAUAGUGUUGCUCCACCGAUUCGUCCAUUUUGCAUGAACAGACUCGAUGUGGAUUCAGCGGACUCAGCUGUGAGCAAAACUGUUCUCUGCAGCUUCCUUCUAGGCCUGGAACAAAUUGAUUAAAAAUUGUUGGGUUUUUUUUUCUUAUUUUAUAAGCUGUGAAUUCUGUGUUGAUGACACCGGGUCGUGAGAGAUAUCGAAGUGACUCCGAAGGGCAUCAAUGUCGAAAUCAAAAAUUUGCCAAACAUCUAUUUUGUAAAUAAGAAUCUUUCCAGUCCCCCGUACCUGAGCCUCUGUGCCAUAAGUUAGCUCUCUGCCUCUUUGGAUGCCAACUACCUGUGUUUUCUCUCAAGCAAUGCCCUACCAGCACCUCCAUCUUUGACGUCUGGAUGUUUGUUUCGCUUUUGCUGCCAUUUAUUUUUCAUUUUCUGAAAAAAAAAAAUUAAUAAUAAUAAAAUAAAAUUGUCUUUGUUUCCGUUCGGUCGGUGAGAUAUGAACUGUGAAUCUGUGUUACAUGGUCAUUGAGAAAUGAAGCCUGCUGUAGCUGUCUCACUCAUCCUGAGCUCGACAGGCGAAAGGAACAAAGAGGGGUCGAUGGUCGAUAAGAGUAGAAAAAUCCUACUGCUUCUUAAAGGUUACAGACUUUUUUUUUUUUUUUUAGUGAAUAGGAGGCAGAUUUGACCCGCAUCUCUUGGUUUUUAGGUAUUUUCCAGCUGAGGUCGCAUUGUUUACAACUUGCCUCUUUGGUUUUUCUUGAAUAGAUAAGCAGAAUCCAACCCGCGCUGGUGUGACACGGCUUAACAACCACGAGCUCAGAGACAGUAGAGUGCAUUUUUCUAUGCCUUAUCAGGUGGAAUUUUUCUUUUUUUUUCUGUUGUCCAGUCACUGUUCUUCUUGUCAGGUCAUUUGUAUACAGUAAACAGGUCAUUGUUGUAACGAAGCACUUGGGCAUAUUGUAGGUCUGCUCCACCAAAUCGCAAAAAGGGUCAAAAAGAAAAGUGACGUUAUAUAACAUGAACAAUAGAGAUAUCACUAUUAACUGCUAGACUUACAAUAACAAACGGUAACCGUACCCCUGCUCGUGUAAGAAAAAUGAGAAAUAGUCCAAAAUAUUUUGUAAAUUUUAUUUAUGGAAUUAAGAAUUGUUCUUGAAAAAGAGAAAAAAAAAAGAAGGACUUUUGUACGUCUAUGACUUCCCCACACACUGUACCCAUGCCACUGUUCAGUCACAAAUAAAAUAUCAUGUGAUUCCCA